Molecule: messenger RNA, 2370 nt
Organism: Enterobius vermicularis (human pinworm)
Lineage: Eukaryota; Metazoa; Nematoda; Chromadorea; Rhabditida; Oxyuridae
Source: the annotation of a GenBank genome assembly
AUGGGUGAAGAAGAAGAGAAAAUCGAAAAGGUUACUGUUUCUCAGGAUGAAUAUUCGGGUCUCAUCGGAGAUAUAGCUGGACAGUUUUUGCAAGAUAAGAUUGGUGGAGCUGGAGGCCAAAUCAUUGGAAACCUUGUCAGAGGUGGCGCUGAUUCAGGAGGCGGUUCAGGCGGGUUUGAUAUUGGGAACGUAAUUGGUAACGCGAUUGGCGGUAAUGCAGGUUCUGGAAUUGGCAGCGUGCUUGGUGAUUUAAUUGGGGGAGGAAAUAGUGGCGGCAGAGGUAACCAGCCCUCUGGUGGUGGAUAUAACAGUGGGGGACGUAAUGAUGGUGGUAGUGGAGGUGGUCUUGGUGAUAUCUUAGGCAAUCUCAUUGGUGGUGGCGGUGGUGGUGGCUAUAAUGACAGUUAUGGAGGAGGUGGCGGCGGCGGUCGUUCCAAUAUGUCUGGAGGUGGAGGAAUUGGUAGUCUGAUUGGCGAUAUUUUGGCCGGCGGUGGCGGUGUUAAUAAUGGUCGAUUUGGAGGCGGUGGAGGUGAGAAUGUCCCUAUGAACGCUUUAAAGGGAGGAGUUAUUGAGUUAAUCUCAGACUUUGUGGGACAAGCUGCUCAUCGCUUUCUGGGCGUUGAUCCUGCAACUGGUCGUAUUAUUGGAUCAGUUGCUGGUAACGUUCUGUUUGAACUUGGUGGAAAGGACAAUAAACUUUCGGACAUUGGCAAAAUCAUUCUUGAUAACAUCAUCAGUGGCAAAGGACGUAAAAAUGUGCAACCAUAUGUGCCUCGUGAUCCCGUCCCGAUACCACCACCACCUUCACCAACCCGAAAAUUGUCAGCGGUAGAUUUCUAUGAUGCACGAGACGAGUGUCUGAAGACUGGUCGUCUUUAUGAAGAUCCUGACUUUGUAGCGGGCGAUUCAAGUCUCUUUUACAGUCGGCGACCACCGAAGUACAUCGAGUGGAAACGUCCAGGGGAAAUAAUCAACGACCCUAUGUUGAUUUCGGAAGGUCAGUCUCGAUUUGACGUUAUACAAGGUGAACUUGGAGACUGUUGGUUGAUGGCAGGAGCUGCUAAUGUCACACUUCGUGAUGAGCUGUUCUUCCGUGUUGUACCACCAGACCAGAGUUUCACUGAGAAUUACGCAGGGAUCUUUCACUUCCAGUUUUGGCACUAUGGUGAAUGGGUAGACGUGGUAAUUGAUGACCGUUUACCAACAUCAAAUAAUGAGUUGCUAUACAUGCAUUCUCGAGCAAACGACGCCUUCUGGAGUGCAUUACUUGAGAAAGCCUAUGCAAAACUGCAUGGAAGUUAUGAAGCACUGAAAGGUGGAACAACAUCGGAAGCUUUGGUUGACAUGACGGGUGGACUCACAGAAUUUGUUGAUUUGAAGAGACCGCCAAAGAAUCUUUUGCAGAUGCUGUUUAGAGCAUUCGAAAUGGGUUCACUCUUUGGUUGCAGCAUUGAAGCUCAACCGAACGAAUUUGAAGCUCGUACUCCACAAGGCCUAGUCAAGGGACAUGCCUACAGUAUUACCGGAAUGCGAACGGUAGAUAGUAUUAGUUUUUCUCAAAAGUACCAAGUUGAUGUUUACGGAGAAAAGAUUCCGUUGCUUCGUAUUAGAAACCCGUGGGGCAACGCGCAAGAAUGGAAUGGAGAUUGGUCAGAUAAUAGUCCAUGCUGGGACGCUGUUUCCGCACAACAGAAAAAUGAAAUGAACUUGGUCUUGGCACAUGAUGGAGAAUUUUGGAUGACAUAUGACGACUUUAUGCAUUACUUUGAUAAGCUGGAAAUCUGUAACUUGGGUCCGGACGUUAUGGAUGAUAUUCGAGAUAUGACUGGUGUGUCGGUAGAUCAGGCGGACUUCAAGAGAUGGAAUACGCGAACUCACUUGGGAACUUGGGAUAGUAAUACAGCCGGUGGAUGUCGAAACUACUUAAAUUCAUUCGACAGAAAUCCACAGUUUGGAAUGACUAUAUCGAAUCCUGAUCCGGAUGAUGAAGAUGGUCUUUGUACAGUCAUUAUUUCUGUAUUGCAAAUGUACCGACGCGAACUGAAGCCGAAGGGGUUGGAUAAUCUGGCAAUUGGCUUUGCGGUUUACGCGGUUGAUUCAAUAACUGGGCACCUUGAUAGGAGUUUCUUCGCUUCCACUGCUUCGACGGCUCGUAGUGCUGCAUUCAUCAACCUUCGUGAAGUGACCGGUAGAUUCCGCUUACCGCCAGGAAGCUAUGUGAUAGUUCCGUCGACCUUUGACCCUGGAGAGGAAGGACAGUUUAUGGUCCGAAUCUUCACAAACGUUACCAUUGAUACUGAGUUAGUUUGCUCUUUCUUUUUUAGUGUUAAAAGUUCCAUUUACUUCUGUCAAAUAAAUAUUUUUUUGUGA